AUGGCUCGUGAUGUGCGGACGGCGCCAGGCAUGCAGAAGAUCCCUGCGGCUGUGGGAAGCCAAGCAUUGCUGGCGCUGCUGCAGUGCCAGGGGCCUAUCAUGUUGGUGCAAGUCAAUUGGGCGGUCUACUUGCAGGAAUUCAAAGAGAAGACGUGCUUGGAGGAGGUGAGCGAUGUUGGAAGAGUCGAAAAGCAACAGAUUGCAAGGAGCAGGGAACUCUCGCAUCUAGUUCUGAAUCUGCUUGCCGAGCUGGUGGGCGUCUCGCCCGAGGAUGUCAAGCACGAUAGUGGAUUUGAUGAGCUCGGCCUGGAUUCCCUAAAUCAGAACAGGUUUGCAAGCAUGCUGACGCAGCAAACGGGCAUUUCCGUGAGUUACUUUGAUUUGGUUGACCACUACAACCUGGGGCGGCUAUGCCAGUUCUUGAUCAAGAACUCUAGCCAGAUCGGUUUGGAGUUGCUUCCACCAGAAGCGGCAAUUCCAGAAGCAGCACUCCCAGAAGCAGCAAUUGCAGAAGCAGUGCUUCCAGAAGCACAUGGCUUGCCUGACCACCAAGGAAUCUAUGACGAUGCACAUCACAUCCACGAUGCCAUGGCAAAUGCAACAGGAAGCUACGCAGGCGCUGCCAUAUCGGGAGUUGCUUUCAGAUAUCCCGGUGCUGGCGCUGACAUCACUUCCUUACACAAGUUCUGGAAUGUUCUUCAAGACAGCCAGGACUGUGUGAGUACAAUCCCAAGCGACAGGUGGGACUCUACACUAUUUCCUGCCAUUUACACUGACAGCAUUGCGCAUUUGCAGAGACUGGACCUGUUCGAUGCGACAAUGUUCCACAUUGCGCCGGACAGUGCGUUGAACAUGGACCCGCAGCUGCGUUUGAGCCUGGAGACGACGCACCAAGCGUUGCAGGACUCUGGGAUUCCUGCAAGAGGCGAAUGCACGCAGGCAGCCUCGAUUUCAGUCUUUGCAGGGUACAUGACAUCAGAUUUUGCGUUCCUAGCUGGCUUGGGUACUUCGCCACAGGUCCCGAAGGGAACUAUCUUUGGACUCUUUCCCAACCACUUGAGCCAUUCAUUCAACUUCACAGGUGCAAGCGUAUCUGUGCAAUCUGCCUGCUCCUCGUCCUUGGUUGCUGUGGACAUGGCUCUCAACGAGUUGAGGCUAGGACGGAGCCACCAAGCGGUUGCCCUAGGGGCCAACGCAAUUCUGAGCCCUGAGCUGAUGGUCCAGGCAUGCAACAUGAAGAUGCUAUCCCAAAGUGGCCGGUGUCGCAGCUUUGACCACCAAGCAGAUGGAUACGUCCGGGGCGAGGGAUGCGGAGUCAUUGUUGUGAGCCGGCACGGGUCCGGCAGCCACGGCACACUGUUGGCAGCCUUCACUGCCCAUGAUGGACGCAGCAGCAGCCUUACUGUGCCCAAUCCCCUUUCGCAGCAGCAUGUCGUUGAAGGGGCGCUCAGCACCUGUCGGAUAGAGGCAGAAGCUGUAGGCUUGUUGGAAGCACAUGGCACGGGCACGCCACGGGGAGAUCCUUUGGAGGUGAAAGCCUUGAAGGGGGUUUUUGCUUCUCGCGCGCAGCCGCUGCUGCUUGGCACCGCCAAGACCACGUGGGGACACCUGGAGGCUGCCAGUGGCAUCAUUGGGCUACACCGUGCAAUUUGCUGUUUGCGGCAUGGCUGCAUCCCCCGGCACAUUUGGCUGCGGAAGUUGAGCUCGGAGGUUGCCGACCAGCUUGGAACAGGUUGGUGCGAGAUCGUGAGUGAGCCAGUUGCUUUGCGUGAAUCAGUUGCAGGCAUCAGCAACUUCGGGCUUGGUGGCACCAACGUCCAUGCCUUGCUGGAGAAAGAACAGCUGCUGGAGACAACCGAUCGGAUGUUGCUUAAGGACGCAACUGUGGGGAGCAGCCCCUCCUUGCUUCUUGUGCUUUCCGGCCACAGUGAGACAUCCCUUUCGCAGCUGAAGGCGCAGUGGAUGUGCAAACUCAGAAGCUGUGCCAAUGCGGAUGUGUGGGAUCUUUGCUUGGCAGCUGCAGCGGGCGGCUCGCACUUUUCCAAUCGGUUUGCUGCCACGGGCCCUCUUGAUUCGCUUUUGGAAGCACUUGGAAGGAAGGACAAAGCUUCUUCUCCCCAGUCACACAUUUCCAGCGUGCGCAUCGAGUUGGAUUAUGGAGAUAUGGAGUACAGUGAUGUUCAGUGGAAUCCGUUGUUCCGCAAGCUUGUGGACUGCGGCGGUAGGGCGGUUGGUCUAAUUUGGCUUUUGCGCAUUUGGGGGGUGACCGUUCAACUGGAUGGCUUGCCAGAGCAGCACUUGGCGUUGCUCAGGGCCCAGGCAGAGAAGGUGGAUAUUGGGGGCAAGCCUGACUUCUCGCUUCUAGCUCAGGCCCAAGUCCCAGCAAUUCGCAUCCGAGCCCUUUACCUUGGACCGGAGCGACUUCCUGUGAGUGGAUUCUCUUUGUUGAGUGCUCUUUUGGAAAUGGUGGCGAAGCUUUACACCUCUGGCUACAAGCUGAACUGGGCCAACUUCGCUGCCAGCUUCAGACCGUCUCCAAUCCCUUUCUCAGUGUUUUCAUCUCUCCCCAACUACCCCUUCGACCAGCAGUCCUUUGAGCUGCGCCAACAGCCGCACUCGUUGCGCUCGCAGGCCACCCCAAUGGCUCUGGCACGCAGCGCACGGAGGUUGCCCUGGAGGCUUGAGGCCUCCUGGCCGCUGUGCCUGGAGGACGGCCACUUCCUCUUGGAGCACCGUGUGGAAGGCAGGGCCAUUCUGCCGGCUGCGCAGCAUCUCGAGUGGCUCCUGGAGGCAACCGAAAUUGACGGGGCUUUGGAGAACGUGCAGCUGGUGAGCCCGCUCUUCCUAGUCGCCGGCCGGUCAUUGGACUUCAACAUUCAGGGGCAGUGGCUGGACCCAGAGCGGUUGGAGCUGAAGGUAUUUGUAGGCGAGGCUGAGAGCAAGGAGAGAAGGCUGCUUUGCAAGGCGGUAACUGAUCAACGCUCACAACCUCCACCACAACCGCCGCAGGAUGAAGCUGGCCCGACUUUGAGCACCGCUGACAUCUACAAAGAGCUCGCAACCUUGGGGCUGAACUAUGAGGGCUCCUUCCAAGCAAUCCAAACAGCAGUCCGGAGGUCUCAGUCCAUGUGGGCCACUGUUCGUCCGGGUCCUGUGGUGACUAUUCUGGAUGCUGGCUUUCAGACCUUGGCGCUGGCAAUGCCCUCUGAGCUGAGAGGGGAUUUUGUCGUGCCUGUGCGCAUCCGCCGCGUGCAAGUGUGGGGCUCGCUGGCUGGGACUCAACGGGUCUGUGCGGUCUGGGAAGCCCAGAUGGCGGUGCCCUGGGUGCUGUUUCUCGGGGAUGGGGACAGGCCCCUAGGGAUGCUAGUGGGCGUUGAGGUGAAGGCUGUGGAGCGGAACGAGAAGCCGCUGUUGCCGAAGCCAGAGAUGCAGAGUGAGAUGCUGUUCUUCAAAGAGGUCUGGGCACCCGAGGGUGCUGAGAUGCUGGGCCUGGCAGAGGUCGAGCAAGAGAAGCUUGUUAAGGCAGCGGAGUCGGAGAUUGAGGCCAGCGACGACUUCAGACUUGAAGAGGAGAGGAGCAAAGACCUCAACACCCUUGCGCGUGCCUACAUGACAAGGAUUCUUCUGAGAGAUGGCCACUGCAGACAUUUGCAGCAGGCCCAAGUGGAAAGAUUCCGCGCAGUGCUGCGCGAUCACUGCCAACAGGAUGACCUGGCCAAGGAAUUCUGCCAAGGCAACGCCAGCGCGUGGAAGAUCGAUGCGCGGAUUCAGUUGCUUGAGGGAACCUUGCAGAGCUGCCCAGAGUCGCUCUUACUCAAAAAGUGCGGCCAGUGGUUGACUCAAAACGCAUCGCAGCCUGACCCUCAUUCUCUUUUGUUCCCCGAGGCAAAGGCAGUGUACUCCGCCGGAGUCAGUGCAACCCUGGCCCAUCGGAUCAUCGCUUCCAAGGCAGACGCGAUGUGGAGGGUUGCGCCAGAGCGAACCAGGGUCUUGGAAGUUGGAGCUGGCACAGGAGCAACGGCGAGAGCUGUUCUUGAGUCGAAGCUGCUGCCACCUACGAACUAUUGCUUCACCGAUGUCUCCAAGCACUUCCUACACGAGGCUAGGCGCGAGCUGGGGGUAUCCACUGCUGUCCUCAACAUCGAGCAGGACCCGGAGAAGCAAGGCUUCCUUGCGCACAGCUUCCACGUGGUGUUUUGCACCAACGUCCUCCACGCAACCCAGGAUCCCCAGGUCGCCCUGCACCAUGUUUGGCGGUGCUGUGCUCCCGACGCAGUGCUCGUCCUGUGCGAGACAAUGGAGAACGAUUGCUGGCUGGACCUAACCUUUGGCCUCACCGACGGGUGGUGGCGCCGUGGAAGCUCACCUUUGCUGCCCCUGGAGAGUUGGAAGAGGCUGCUGACUGCCGGCUUUGAGCCUUUCUUUUGGUCUCAAGGACGGCAGGCUGUGAUCUGUGCCCGCGCCCUGAAGCCUUUGGAGAGCCUUUCCAAGAGAAGCCGCUCCCUCAUGGUGGAGGAGAAGCCGUGGACCUCGGCAGGCUUGCAAGUUGCGCUUCGGCGGUCUUUGGCCCUUGCCGACUCCGAUGCGGAGGCCGUGGCGCCUGAGCAGGCGGUGGGCGGUCUGAAAGGAGAGGUUGACAAGCUCAUGGGUGUCAUUUUCCUAUGCGCUCUUGAGUCGAAGACCUCGGCCAACAGUCUGCCCUUGGAUGACAUGCCGAGUUACCACCAGCGCACCAGUGGAGCUUUGGUGAAGAUUCUACAGGUCCUGCCGGCAAAGGCCAAGCUUCUGGUUAUCACAAAAGGCGCUGUAGCCACCGGCCAAGAACGGGCAAUCAACUCGCACCAGGCGACGCUCUGGGGAUUGGUCCGGGGACUGGAUGCAUCGCUGCGGCAAAGGAUCUCUAUUCUCGAUUUGGAUCCAGCUGGAGACGACCAGGAAGCAGUGACCUGCGCGGCGAACUGUGCAGUGGAGCUAUUUCGCAGGGACGCAGCGGAGGUGGCCAUCCGCCAGCAGCACAUCUACCGCAGCAGGAUCGAGCCAUUGGUCGUUGGCAAAGCCUCUGCUGAGAUAGUCGGACCUUGUUUGAUUGCAGGAGGCCAAGGUGGCCUCGGCCAAGUGCUUGUGUCAUUCCUCCGAACGCUCGGUGUGGAUCAGAUCACAGUGCUCGGCCGACGUCCGGGGCACGUGAAGGAAGCAGACUUCGUGUGUGCCGACAUCAGCCAAAGGCAUACAACCGAAGCGGUUCUGCGCAGCAUGAGGCGGGGAAACAGGCUGCCAAAGAUGAUUUUUCAGUUGGCCGGUGAAUUGGCGGACAGCAGCUUGAAGCACCUCACAUGGCAGACUUUUGAAAGGCCAUUGAAGCCGAAAGUAUACGGCUCGCAGCACUUGCACGAGGUUGAGGGAGCAUCCUUGGUGCUGUUCUCCUCUAUGGCUUCCUUGCUGCCCUUCCCAGACCAGAUCAAUCAUGCGGCCGCCAAUUCUUUUCAGGAUGCCUUAGCCCACGAGAGGAGCUACGCUGGGAAGCUUGGCUUGGCCAUCAAUUGGAGCCUUUGGGCAGAGACUGGUGCUGCUUCCGAGAAGCAAAGUGCAUUGGUGCUGGGCCAGCGUUUUGGCUUUGGGGCCAUGAACAACAAGGAUGCUCUGAACUACCUCCACCAGGUCCUGAGCACUCCGCUGGUGCAGGUUGCUAUUUGUCCUGUUGACUGGAAGGCAUAUUUGAAGGCAGCUAUCACCCCAGACAGGAGACUCCAGCACCUUGAUGAGGGAGGGACAACUCGCAGGACUGGCAAGAUCCAAAGACCCGAGAUCUCAGAUGACUUGGACUUGGGCGCGGUACUCCACCAAAAACUAGUGCAGAUCCUUCAGGAUGUCAUGGGCACAGAUAUGGUGGAACUGGAUAUGGAUGAGCAAACGAGCUUUGAGACCCUGGGAAUGGACUCCAUGUACGCCAGCAGCUUUGCCUCGAGGAUUUCGUCUAUGGGGAUCGAGGUAGAGACGGCAGAUGUCUUGAGCGCACCCAACGUGAUGGCCUUGAGCCAAGCUCUCCUUGACAGGCGCGGCAAGUUGCCUGAGGUUCACACGGCUUCAAGCCUCCAGGAUUUCCCACCUCCGCCACAGGGCAUCAGCGUGGUGGGGAUGGGCAUUCGAACCUCCUCAAGCUCCACUCCGAGCGAAUUUGGAUGGCAGCUUUGGUGGGGAUGUGGAGUUUGGUCCGUGCCGUGCUCCAGACAGUCAUUGUACGAAGAUGUGCCUGGGAUCUUUGUGCGCCACGCUGGCUUGCUGGAAGACCUGGAAGCCUUUGAUGAGGAGUUCUUCGGCAUCCGAGACGAGCAACGCCUGAUGGACCCCCAGCAAAUGCUCGUCCUGCAGUGCGCGCAAGAAGCAGCAGUUCACAAGCAGCGGGAUGUGGCUGUGUUUAUUGGCGUGGGUUCCAGCGAGAAUGUGGAGAAUGCUGAUAAAAUUCUCCGGGAGAGUAGCAAAAACCAAGCAGGCCUUUGCGCGUUGGGAAACAAUCGCAGUGUUGCAGCUAAUCGUGUCUCCCACGUAUUUGGCCUCUCCGGCCCGUCAAUGUCAUUGGACACAGCCUGCUCCUCUUCGCUUUUCGCAGUGGCAACUGCAUGCAGCAGCCUACGCAAUGGUGAGGUGCACGGCAGCCUUGCCGGCGGCGUCAACGUGAUCCUAUCAGCAAAUCUGAUGAGAUGGUAUUCCUCCAUGGAAAUGAUUUCUCGUUCUGGCUGCUGCCGCAGUUUCGACGCAAGCGCAGAUGGCAUGGUUCGGAGUGAGGGUUGCGGGGUCAUUGCGCUUUCUACUUCUGAGCCACUGCACCACGCCGAGAUCUUGGGAUAUGCCACCAACCACAACGCCGGGGCGCGGCGGGCCGUGGGCGCCUCAGGCACUCGGUCUGAGGCCAUGAUGAUGCCAUCAGCCAGGGCGCAGCAGGAGCUGCUGAGGGCUGCCCUGCUUCAAGCGCAACAGCCCGAGGUGCAGCUGAUGGAAGCUCAUGGGACCGGGACGCCGCUCGGCGACCCCGAGGAGGCAGCGGCCAUCGCCGCAACAUCGCACCGGGUCUUUGUGGGCGCCGGAAAGUCGAUCUUGGGCCACCAUGAGGCAGCUGCUGGCAUUAUGGGCCUAACGAAGGUGAUCAGCUCCUUCACACGCAGGUGUGCUCCUCCAAAUCAGCACUUAAGAAUCCUGAAUGAGAACAUAGAGGCCGAAUCGCUGGAGUUCCUGAAUUCACACUUACCGCUGGGCUCUGUUGCCGCAGCUGGCGUCAACAGUUUUGGCUUCAGCGGAACAAUGCACAUGUGCUCCUGGCCCCCUCCGCUGCCAGUUUUGGCUUCAGCAAAAGCAAUGCGCAUGUGCUCCUGGCCCCCUCCGACUGCAACUCUGACCCAGCUGGCGUCGACAGCUUUGGCUUCAGCGAAACAAUGCGCAUGUGCUCCUGGCCCCCUCCGACUGCAACUCUGA
Effrenium voratum is the source of this 7467-nucleotide messenger RNA. The record is from the annotation of a GenBank genome assembly. NCBI's taxonomy places the organism in Eukaryota, Dinophyceae, Suessiales, Symbiodiniaceae.